Molecule: messenger RNA, 3662 nt
Organism: Sebastes umbrosus (honeycomb rockfish)
Lineage: Eukaryota; Metazoa; Chordata; Actinopteri; Perciformes; Sebastidae
Gene: mdm4
Product: MDM4 regulator of p53
Exons: 11
Coding region: 244-1737 (497 amino acids)
Biological process (GO): negative regulation of apoptotic process; regulation of cell cycle; protein ubiquitination
Cellular component (GO): nucleus
Molecular function (GO): ubiquitin-protein transferase activity
Source: RefSeq, a predicted model, not a curated record
ACGUCAUUCAACCAGCAGGAGGCACAACGCUCUUCACUACGUAGCUGUUUGACCGGAAGUAGACAUUAUUCAACCGUUUGAAUCUUUAGCUCAGCGAUGCUAACUAUCUGUUAGUCAGAGAGAGCUAGAGUUAUAAAACAACCCAGUAUUCAUCAUCUAUUAGUAUAUUUACAAGAUGUCGGGUAGUUGUUGAGGCCACAGUGCGUGAGGAACAAUGUAGCUGAGAGACUUCGUCCGUUUACUAUGAGCUCCCUAUUAGCCGAGCCUCCUGCAUCAAGCUCAUCAUGCAGGACUACACUACCUGGAGAGGGGAAUCAGGUUCAACCAAAACCCCCUCUCCUGCAGAUUCUGCGUGUUGCCGGAGCCCAGGAAGAAGUCUUCACACUCAAAGAGGUGAUGCACUACUUGGGUCAGUACAUCAUGGGGAAGCAACUGUAUGACAAACAGAGGCAGCACAUAGUCCACUGCCAGGAUGACCCUUUGGGAGAGCUGUUGGAGGUGGAGAGCUUCUCCGUCAAAAACCCAAGCCCGGUGUAUGAAAUGCUCAAGAAAUACUUAGUUGUUCUUGGUUGUUCUGACGCUGCAGAGAAUCUUUCUGUGGGCCGUGAAUGUGUAGAGGGCGGAGUGGAGGAUCGUGGUCAGAUAUGUGGAGGUGUGGUCAAAGCAGGGCUGGAGGCUUGCACCGACGUGCCUCUCCUGCCGACCCCCUCCCAGCGACGACCCCGGGAGCCAGACGAUGACUCCCUUGAAGGCCUGCCACGGUCAGCCUGCAAACGGCCCAAACUGGACGUUACUUUGGACGAGUGGGACCUCUCUGGCCUGCCCUGGUGGUUUCUGGGUAAUCUCCGCAGUAACUACAGCCCUAGGAGCAAUGGCUCCACUGACAUCCACACAAACCAAUUGUCUCCUGCACAGGAGGAGGACACGGCCAUCGUGUCGGACACCACCGAUGACCUCUGGUUCCUGACCGAGGGUGGGAGUGAACAGGUGAGCGUGGAGAUGAAAGAGGCUGCACUGGAGGAAGGGAGCGCAGGAGAAGGAGAGGCUCUACCUGAUGAUGAUGACGGAGGAGGGAAGGAGGAGAAAGCAGAUCGAGAGAUGCAGGAGGAGCCAGAUGAAGACUCGCAGUGUCUGAGCGAUGACACUGAUACAGAGAUCUCCACACAGGAUGCUUGGCAGUGCACAGAGUGCAGGAAGUAUAACACACCUCUCCAGAGGUACUGUGUUCGCUGCUGGGCUCUACGUAAGAACUGGUACAAAGACGUCCCCCGACUCGCCCAUUCCCUUUCUGUUCCUGACAUCCCAGCAUGCAGCUCUCUCACCACCCAUGACGAGGAAGAUGACAGCGACACCGGCAUUGACGUCCCAGACUGCAGCAGGACAGUCUCUGACCCGGUCAUCCUGCCCUCCCACUCCACGGCUGACCGCCCGCUGCCCACUACGAUUACAGGGAAAGGCAAGGGGCCUUGGCCCUCCAGCUUCAACAAGGAUGAGCAGCUCUCAGGGGGGGAGAGUCAGGAGAAUCUGGGUAUGGAGAUUGAAGAAGCUAGGCCUGAGGCACUGUUGGAGCCUUGCAAGCUGUGUCGAGUGCGACCGCGCAACGGAAAUAUAAUACACGGACGUACGGCUCACCUGUUAACCUGUUUCCCGUGUGCAAGGAGGCUACACAAGUUCCAGGCUCCUUGUCCAGGAUGUGGGAAGAUCAUUCAAAAAGUUAUUAAGAUAUUCAUCCUCUAAAAAGCACUCAUCAGUCAGGCUCUAGGGACCUCAACAACAAAACAUACAACAUCAAACACAUUCAACCAUAAAGAUGCAUGCACACUCUCUGCUCGUAGACACACACACAAAAACAUGCACCUUACCCAUAAAACCUAUAUUGAUUCACGCAAAGUGUAGCACUUGAUGAAGCUUGCUCUUGGUUGCAUGGUUUAUUCUGCAUCACACUGCCUCCGAAGUAUUGUUAGAUGAAACCUUGGACACGAGAGUUCGUCAUACCGAAUGUUUUUUUUGGUGCUACAUUUAAAUAAGGGACAUACAAAGGCAGAAGUAUUUAUUUAUUUAUGAGAAGAUCACCACGGAGCGCACGUUUUUGUGAGCUAUUAUUUGGUUUCAUGAAAGCUUGUUUUUUUCAGCCUAUGUGAAUUUUCUCAUUGUUUUUUUGCAUUGAAUGGUGCCAUUUAAAACUAGUAUUGCUCACCUUAGUUCUGUUAGUUUGAUUCUCCCCCACCCCCCCCCUUAGUUUCACUUCAGUCAUCAACUGGACAGAAAAGGAAAGAUGAGUGCAGGUAUUUAACUACAAGAGUAAAGCAUCUUCUGGGCCAUUUUGUUUUUGUUUUUUUAACCGUUUUUAUACCCUCUUUGGUAUUGUGGCUCAGAGAUUUCAGUUAUAAAGACAAGAUUGAAGGACGAAUAGGAAAGAAAGUCUUAAAACCAUGAAUUUAUUGUCAACAGCUGCAGCUCCAUUCAAGUAUCCUCCUUUUCCUUAAAAAAAAUAAAUAAUUAUUUGCAUAAUUGAAUGUACUGUAAAAUACAAAUGUGGUGGCUUAAGUCCUGUUUCUCUAAACAUAGUAUUUUAAAAUGUAGAGUUGAAUCUAACUGGCUUGAGAAUGCACAGCUGAAGUAUUUACUGUAAUAUCCUCUUGGGGUAGCAAUUUGAUGUUAAUAUGUAAUCAAUCCCGUAUUUACAAUUGCCAAGCCACGGAUGCCUGCAGUAAGUCGUAAUUGUUGGUUAAUGUUGAAAUGUUAUCAUUCAGAAAGGGUACGUAACAUCUCCCUGAACGCAUGAUCAAUGAACAAUUUCUGUAUAUUUUGUAUUUAAUUUAUUUAUGAUUCAGUUUUAAUUGUUUAGAUGACCACAUCUAAUGAAGCAGAUAAAAAGGCAGCACUUGUUACAGAGCUCUAAUAUGUAAUUUUACAGCAAAAUUAUUUUCUGAAAGAUAUAUACAGAAAGACUUUAAGGAAACAGGAUUAAAUGUACCCUCUGUGAGAAUGACUGCGGAGUACUUAGUGGGAGUUUGGAGGUUUGAUUUCAGCGUUACACUGCCAUGUAAUGACUUUAAUUUGUGUAUUAUUAUUGAUUGAUAUGAUUUUAUUUUGAUGGCUCUGCAUUAUUUGAUUGUAUCGCUGGACCAUAUAGAUACGACUUCAGUAAGUGUGUGAGCUGUCUCCAAAUACAUUAUCGACGUGAGAUGUCCAGUGACAUUAAGCAUUAAACUCUUGGCUCUGCUUAGUGUAGAGGGAGUAUCAUAGCUCUUUGAUCUGCUCUUAACUUGCGCUUAAUCUUUCUGCCAGCAGAUGGGGAGAAAUCUCAAUAUUGUGUCUGGUGCUCACAGAAGCUGUACAGUACCAGUGAUAACAUGUAAAUCAUAUAUAGAGCAUGCCUCCUGUCGUGAAUAGAGCCAGCACUCAGCUGCUGUGAGAGCUAUAUAAAUGCUAUAAAAUAUUAAUGUAGCCUGUAUUUAUCUCCGUAAUUGUGCAUCAAAAGAAAGUUACUAUACAGACCUCAUUAAAAAUUGCUUAGUACAAAUUAUACCAUUGAUAGCCUAUACUGGUUCAGAAUGAAUGAUCGUUGCAAUUAAGACCAGAAUGUGCUCAAACAUGGUUCAGUUCAUAUAGUUGUGUUUUUCUACCUGUCAUGGAAUAAAAGAUGUUUUGUAAAGCGA